AGCGAUCUCGGGCAGACUUUUCUUUGCCUGCCCGUUGUGUUUUCACUCAUCAACAUCUCUCUCCCGCUUCUUCCAAGUAUUCGAAAUAGGUAUAUAUAUAUAUCUAUCUAUUCUAUAUACACUGACACACUCAUAUAUAUAUAUAUAUAUAUACGCAUCAUUUAUAUGUAUCUACAUAUUCGAUUCGAUAGUUUCGUUCUCACUAUCGAUUGAUCAAGCACAGAGAGAGAGAGAGAGAGAGAGAGAGAGAGAGAAGAGAGAGAAACCCUAGCUCCUGUGGUUAGCUGUUGCGGUCAAAUAAGGAAAAAAUGGCUUUGGAGAUCACCCAAUUUCUUUUGUCCGCUCAAUCAGCCGAUGCUAAGGUCCGGACUGGGGCAGAGGGUAACCUCAGGCAGUUCCAAGAGCAAAACCUACCAUCUUUUUUCCUGUCUUUGUCUAUUGAGCUCUCGAACAAUGACAAACCCAUUGAAUCCCGUAGAUUGGCAGGUAUCCUGCUUAAAAAUUCAUUAGAUGCUAAAGAUGCUUCUAGGAAGGAACAUCUUGUUCAACAGUGGGUGACAAUUGAUAUUUCUGUUAAAUCCAAAAUCAAAGACUUGCUCUUGAGCACUCUUGGAUCUUCAGCUCCUGAAGCAAGGCACACUUCUUCCCAAGUAAUUGCUAAAAUUGCUGCAAUUGAAAUUCCCCGGAAGGAGUGGCCUGAACUAAUUGGAUCGUUGCUUGUCAAUAUGAGUCAGCAAGAUAGGCCUGCUUCAUUGAAACAAGCAACCUUGGAAACGCUUGGAUAUACUUGUGAGGAGAUAUCUCACCAGGAUCUUAUGCAAGAGGAAGUCAACUCUGUCCUCACUGCUGUGGUCCAAGGCAUGAAUGUUGCACAGCACAGCCCUGAAGUCCGCCUUGCAGCAACUAGGGCUCUCUAUAAUGCUCUUGAUUUUGCACAGAGCAACUUUGAGAAUGAGAUGGAGCGGAAUUACAUUAUGAAGGUUAUCUGUGAGACGGCCGUUGCUAAAGAGGCUAAGAUUAGACAAGUUGCUUUUGAAUGUCUUGUGUCAAUUGCAUCGACAUACUAUGAGGUGCUCGAGCCUUACAUGCAAACUAUCUUUGAGCUUACAUCAAAUGCAGUUAAAGGAGAUGAAGAGACUGUUGCACUUCAAGCAAUUGAGUUCUGGAGCUCCAUAUGUGAUGAAGAGAUAGAAUUUCAAGAGUAUGAGACUGCUGAGAGUGGUGAUUCUGGCUCUCCGCAUUCCCGCUUCAUUGAGAAGGCUCUGCCUUAUUUAGUUCCUAUGUUGCUGGAGACUUUACUGAAGCAGGAAGAGGAUCAGGACCAAGAUGAUGGUAUGUGGAAUGUAUCCAUGGCUGGUGGGACAUGUCUAGGUCUUGUUGCUAGGACUGUUGGUGAUGCUAUUGUGCCCCUUGUUAUGCCUUUUGUAGAGGCUAAUAUAUUGAAGACAGAUUGGCGAUCCCGUGAGGCUGCUACAUAUGCAUUUGGCUCAAUUCUAGAAGGGCCAAGUGUUGAGAAGCUCGCUCCAAUGGUCCAUGCAGGAUUGGAUUUUCUGCUUAAUGCAAUGAAGGGUGAGAACAGCCACGUGAAGGACACAACUGCUUGGACUCUUAGCCGUGUUUUGGAGUUAUUGCAUACUCCAUCUACUGGAUUCUCUGUGAUCUCCCCUGCAAAUCUCCAGCGGGUUUUGGGGGUUUUGUUGGAGAGUAUUAAAGAUGCUCCACAUGUAUCUGAGAAGGUUUGUGGUGCCAUUUACUACCUUGCUCAGGGUUAUGAGGAUGCUGGCACUAGCUCGUCUCUUCUUACACCAUACCUUCCAGACAUUAUAACUUGUCUUAUUGCUACAGCUGAACGAACUGACGGUGGUGAUUCCAAGCUCAGGUCUGCUGCAUAUGAAACCUUGAAUGAGGUGGUUAGGUGUUCGAAUCUUACUGAAACAUCUCACAUCAUAACACAACUACUCCCCGUCAUCAUGAAUAAGUUGGGGCAGACUGUUGAGCUUCAGAUUGUAUCAUCUGAUGAUAGGGAAAAGCAAGGAGAUUUGCAAGCCCUUCUUUGUGGUGUCCUCCAAGUUAUUAUCCAGAAACUUAGCAGCACUGACGAGACUAAAGCUGUAAUACUGCAGGCUUCUGAUCAAAUUAUGGUAUUGUUUCUCAAGGUUUUCGCUUGCCGUAGCUCUACGGUGCAUGAAGAAGCAAUGCUUGCUAUUGGUGCAUUAGCUUAUGCCACUGGACCAGAGUUUGGAAAGUAUAUGUCAGAGUUCUAUAAAUAUUUGGAGAUGGGUUUGCAGAAUUUUGAGGAAUACCAAGUUUGUGCCAUCUCAGUUGGGGUGGUUGGAGAUAUUUGUCGUGCUUUGGAUGAGAAGAUUUUACCAUACUGUGAUGGGAUCAUGACGCACCUUCUCAAGGAUCUAUCCAGCAGUGAGCUACACCGGUCUGUCAAACCCCCCAUAUUCUCUUGUUUUGGGGAUAUUGCUCUAGCGAUUGGUGAACACUUUGAGAAAUAUAUUCUUUAUGCAAUACCAAUGAUCCAGGGAGCUGCUGAGAUCUGUGCCCGGAUGGACAACAGUGAUGAAGAGAUGGUAGAAUAUGGCAACCAGCUCAGGCGCAGCAUCUUUGAAGCUUAUUCUGGAAUUCUUCAGGGAUUUAAGAAUUCUAAGCCUGACCUAAUGGUGCCACAUGCUGCACAUCUCUUGCAGUUCAUUGAAUUAGUUUGUAGAGAAAGACAAAGGGAGGAGAGUGUGACAAAGGCAGCAGUUGCAGUGUUAGGAGAUCUUGCAGAUGCACUCGGUUCAAAUGUGAAGAUAUUGUUAAAGGACUGUUCAUUCUGUACCGAGUUUUUGGUUGAGUGUCUUCAAUCCGACGAUGAACAGCUCAAGGAGACUGCAACAUGGACGCAAGGGAUGAUUGGACGCGUUUUUUCUGUCUGCGGGUAAAAGUUAGUUAUUUCUUAAGUGCCGUUUUUUGUUCAUGAAACUGCUUUUCUUGCUCUUCGGUUGGUAAAGGUCAAGUCUGUUAGGGUCACUAAGGUUGAGGUCAUGUCUCCUUGUGUCUAUUGUAUUUUGCUCAUACAAGUUUCUGAAAUUGGGAAAAUGUUUUAUUAUCCGCUUUGUAUGAGAGUCAGAAACUUUCUUGCUAGAAAGUCAGCAUUGAAUUUGAAGCCAUUACCAAUGGAGAAGGUGGCCUCAUAUUCUUAUUAACCUUGUUAAGUUCUAUGCAUCCACUGAUCAGUGGUUCGGUUCAUCAAAUUUUGUCUUCAUCCUUGUUUUAAUAUAUGCUUUUUGUCAA
Molecule: messenger RNA, 3285 nt
Organism: Camellia sinensis
Lineage: Eukaryota; Viridiplantae; Streptophyta; Magnoliopsida; Ericales; Theaceae
Source: RefSeq, a predicted model, not a curated record